Blumeria graminis f. sp. triticale is the source of this 1902-nucleotide messenger RNA. Lineage: Eukaryota; Fungi; Ascomycota; Leotiomycetes; Helotiales; Erysiphaceae. The record is from the annotation of a GenBank genome assembly.
AUGCCACUCGCCUUUAUUUCUUCACUAAUUUCGAUUGAAAUAAGUAAUCUCUCUGUUUUUCAACAUCUCAUUCAUGCUAUCGAACAAGAUUAUGAGGAAGCUUUCGUCCUUCAAACUUGCAUAAAUCUUUGUGGAAUACUAUCAUGCUCCAUACUUUCACCGGUUCCUUUUCAACAAGUUCCAUCCUCACCAACUAAAAGCUCAAGUUCAGUUCCGCAAAGUGUUCCACAGCAGUUCAACAAGUUUCCCCCCAAUCCCACAAAAAUAAAAAUCUCCCUAUUCUGGAAAAGAUUUUUUGAACGACAUGUCUGGUCUAAGCAAACAAGGCGGAUUUGGAAGAGCUAUAAAGAAUAUAAAAAGAACGCUGACCCCAAGUAUUGCCGUCUCAACUUGGCUGAGCAAGGACUUUAUGGACUUCCAUCGCUACCGUCGGAGCAUUUUCCUACCGUUGAAAUAAAAGAAAAUGAUCUCCCGCUACGUGGAAAAAUCUGUCUUUUAACAACCGUUGGUAGAAGAAAGGUGAGGUUCGUCCAACUGGCGACUUACGUUCGGAAAAUAUUUUGCGCACAACCACUCCGUCGUUUUGUGCAUGGAUUCUGCUUAUUCAAAAAUGAAAUGGAAUUCUGGCUGAUUGAUCGAACGGGUGCUUACAGUUCAGGCUUUAUAAGUAUUGAAGAUGACGAGAAAGUUUUGGUUCGUGCCAUCUGCUCAUAUUUACUGAUGAGUGACGAAGAACUGGGUCUCGAUACAACCAUUCGCCAAGUCAAUGGGCGGUCCGUGGUUACAAUUUGUGAUGGUGAGCCUGGAAAUAUGAGAGACAUUGAGAUCGACCCUAUUCCCAUUGUCCGAACACGAAAGCUGAUAUCACGUGGCACCGCUUGCUAUCGCUCACUAGACGAUAAAUUACUGAUCAAAUACGCUUGGCGCGAGAUUUUUGGAAAAACAGAAAUUGAAUGUCUAAAAGAUGCUCGCCCGGUCAACGGUGUCAUUAAUCUGGUAGCAUCAGAUAUCCUUCAUAGAUUUACUGACAAUUGGGAAAAUUUAAGAAGCUUGGGUCCUAAAAAAUGGCACCUGAAAGAAAGAAAGCGAUUACCAAGAGAACCGGAUGAUGCUGAGGAAGGGGAAUCAUACGUAUCAAUCGGGUUCCCUGAACAGGAACUAACAAGAGUCGUUCUUUCACCAUAUGGACGUCCACUUCGUGCUUGUAGAUCAGUAUUACAAUUUCUUACUGUCAUUCGAGAUGCAAUCAUGGGGCAUCAGCGUCUAUAUGUCGAGAAAAAUAUUAUCCAUGGCGAUAUCUGUGAAGGUAAUAUUAUUAUAGUAGCACCGACAGAAGAUGAUAGAUCAAGAGGGAUGCUGAUCGACUUGGAUAAUUCACUUGUGCUCGACGACAAUUUUGUAAAAGACAAAGUGCGACGUGCGGCGGGAACAGUAAAAUUCAUGGCGGUCGCACCGUUGAGGAACGGCCAACGCAGCAUAUCUGACUGGUUCAACGAUUUCGAAUAUUCUUACAUUUAUGAUCUGGAAUCAUUCUUCAAUCUUUUCCUUACUGGAUGUGUAGAAUAUGGACGCGACCCGGAUCUUCCAACGCAUAAUUUGGAUUCAUGGUGCACAAAAAACAUGCGUGAUAACAUUAAAAAUAAGGAAAAGGACACUCGGUAUAACUGCAAGGACCUAAUUAGCAACAAAUUUUCAAGUAGUUUCAUUGAUGCCAAGGAGUUGGCCAUAGAUCUGCAAAAGUUAUUGUUUGAAGAUGGUAAAUAUUAUUACCGCCAUUCCGACGACCCUAAUUUGAUGUAUAACAACAUCAUUAUGGCAUUUAAUAAAACCAUCGGAGAGAUUGAGGCUGGGAAAAUCCCAAACAGAACUUGGACUAACAAUCCGGCGGCGAGAGUAAGAUGA